AUGGCAUCAGGCAGACUCCCCGAAUCUCCUUCUGGACAAGACUCUACCGUGCGAGGAAGCAACAUGGGACAAACGGGAGAUCAUGUCGCCUCCGAAAAGGUCAACCGCGAUGGAUCCCUCCACCUCGAAAACGUCCCGACGCAGCAAUCCGGGGUUGCCAAAGAAACUCGGACGCUGACUGCGGUUGAGGCUCUUGGAAUCCCCGAUUGGGAAGCCCAGCAGAAGAAAAUCGUCCGAACUCUGGACAUGACUUUGCUUCCUCAACUGUGGAUUCUGUACAUGUUCAACUACCUGAACCGCACGAACAUCGCGCAAGCACGUCUCGACGAUGAUUUCGAGGCGACUCUGAAGCUCGGCAAUACUGACUACAGCACCGCAGUCGCUCUUCUCACUGUCGGCUACAUGCUCGCCCAGCUUCCUUCCAACAUGAUCAUCACCCGAGUUCGUCCGGCCGUAUACCUACCCAUCUGCGCCAUUCUAUGGUCCGGGGUUUCGGCUGCUACUGCCGGCGUGUCGAGCCCCGGUGAGCUCUUCGCGGUACAAUUUGUACUAGGAAUCAUCGAAGCGCCCCUGUUUCCUGGGGCCGUCUAUCUCAUGUCUUGUUGGUACACUCGCAGAGAACUGGCCCUCAGAACCGCUCUUCUCUACUCUGGUUUGGUUCUCGCCCAGGCAUUCUCCGGCCUGAUUGCCGCCGGGGUCUUUUCAGGAAUGUCAGGAGCCGCUGGCAUCGCCGGCUGGAAGUGGCUCUUCAUUCUGGAAGCAGCUCUCAGCGCUUUCUUUGCCUUGACUGCCUUCUUCAUCUUGCCCAACUAUCCGAAUUCCAAAACCGGAGGCGCUAUGUGGUCAAUGACCGAAGAGAUGCGGAGAAUCGCGAUAGCUCGUAUCGAAGAUGACCGAGUGGAGCAAGCCACUGAGUCUACCGUGUGGCACGGAUUGCGUCUUGCGUUGACGGAUGUCAAGACUUACAUCUUUAUCUUCAUGAACAUCUUCAUGACGUCUUCUUAUGGCUUCAACAACUUCUUCCCAACCAUGGUCCGCGGUUUCGGCCUAGGGAGCAGCACAAUGGCUUUAGUCUUGACCGCACCGCCUUACAUCGUCGGAACCAUUGUGUCCUUUUGCGUUGCAUGGUCCUCGGAUCGUAAGAAAGAGAGAGGAUACCACAUCAUGACGAACAACUGUCUGUCCAUCACGGGCUUCGUCAUUUCAGUCGCGACUCUGAACACUCCCGCCAGGUAUACUGCAGCCUUCCUCUACACAACAGGAAGUUUCUCGGCGAACGCGCUAGUCUACACGUGGGCCGUCUCGUCGCUGAACCAAACGCCCGAGAAACGUGCAGCUGGCGGUGCUAUCGUGAACAUCAUGGGCCAUCUGGGCAACGUCAUCUCGCCUUACUUCUUUCCCGAUGAUCAUUCGCCGCGUUACACGAUGGCUAUGAUUCUUCAGAUAGUCUUCGCGGGCCUGACUUUCUGCAUGGCGUUCACGUCGAAGACGUACCUCAAGAGGCAGAACAAGAAGUUGAGGAUUGCGGCGGAUGAGACUGGUACUGUGUAUAAUCCCUUCACGACGUAA
Colletotrichum karsti is the source of this 1569-nucleotide messenger RNA. RefSeq lists its product as uncharacterized. The coding region runs from base 1 to 1569 and encodes 522 amino acids. Gene Ontology annotation, biological process: transmembrane transport. Lineage: Eukaryota; Fungi; Ascomycota; Sordariomycetes; Glomerellales; Glomerellaceae. Gene Ontology annotation, molecular function: transmembrane transporter activity. Gene Ontology annotation, cellular component: membrane. The record is from RefSeq and is a predicted model, not a curated record. The transcript is spliced from 5 exons.